Molecule: messenger RNA, 1389 nt
Organism: Prunus armeniaca (apricot)
Lineage: Eukaryota; Viridiplantae; Streptophyta; Magnoliopsida; Rosales; Rosaceae
Source: the annotation of a GenBank genome assembly
AUGGGCACGAUUCUAGAUAUCGAGGGUAAGACAAAGGACAUGAUCAAAGCUCGUCUUGAUUUGGAAAGAAUGGGCAUACGAAGAUGUUUAUGGAUGAACAGGGACGGUGAUAAAGCUAGAAGGGAUCUGGCAUUUUUUUCCAUGAAACUGAAUGACAAAAAAGAUUUUCUAAAGUUUGUAUCGUCGGUAAAGUUUUCCGAUGGGUAUGCUUCUAAUAUCGUGCAUUGCGUGAAUGUUGACGGGAGUAAAUUUACUGGACUAAAGAGCCAUGACUGCCAUGUGUUUAUGCAACACCUACUUCCUGUGGGUAUUCGACACAUUUUGCCAGAAGAUGUAGUGAAACCAAUCAUGUUGUCCAGAUUUUUUUCCCAACUGACGGCAAAAACAUUGCCAAAGACAGACAUUAAUCAGUUGCGCCAUGACAUUGUCCAAUUCCUAUGCAAGUUCGAGAUGAUAUUCCCUCAAGCUUUCUUCACAAAUAUGAUCCACGUGAUAGUUCACUUGCCAAAAGAGACAUUGCUCGUUGGUCCUGCUUCUCGAAGAGUUAAAAAAACUGUACGCAAUAGGGCGAAGCCCGAAGGAUCAAUUAUAGAGGCUUGGGUUCAAUAUGAGUCACUUACUUUCUGUGGAAUGUAUUUAAAAGAUGUGGACACGGCUUUCAAUCGUCCUCAGCGCAAUAAUGACGGAGGUCUGAGAAAUGAGAAACUUUCUGUUUUUUCCCAAAGCGCACGACCCUUUGGAGAUCCGGUACGAGGAGAGUCGUUUUCCAGAAAUGACAUGGAGGUAGUGCAUUGGUUCGUACUUAACAAUUGUGAUGAGAUAAUGGCAUACUUAGAUGAGCAUGAAGUGAUGAUGAAGCGAGAACAUCCAUCACAUUUGUAUGCCAAGAAACACUGUGAUUUGUUUCCACAAUGGUUUUUGGAAUAUGUGAAUAAGUUGAAAUCAUCGAAUUCACCCUCUUAUAGUGAAGAGUUAUAUAACUUGGCGUUCGGCCCGAUUCGCGCUGAAUUAUUCUCGGGUUGCCAUGUUAACGGCGCCAAGUUUUUGGGGAUUGCACGAGAUGACAAGUUGUGUACGCAAAACAGCGGUGUCCAUGUCCCAGGUGGUGGCGAAAGUACGGACAUUGAUUUCUAUAGUAAACUCACAACUGUCGUGCAAUUGCUUUACAAAGACCGAUACCAAGUGAUCAUGUUUAAGUGUCGAUGGUUUGAUACAAACCCAAAUAGGCAGGGAAGUGUUAAAAUAGACCAUGGCUUACUAUCAGUGAACAUUAACAGAACUUGGUAUGAUGACGACCCUUACAUUUUGGCAAACAUGGCAAGACAGAUUGUGUAUCUAGAUGACCCUAAAGCCGGAAGCGGUUCAAAAGUUGCUCAGCAGAUGGAUUAG